AUGGCGGUGGAAAAGAAAUACAUUACCAGCGAGGACCUGAAGAAGCACAACAAGCCCGGCGACCUCUGGAUCUCGAUCCAGGGUAAAGUCUAUGACGUCUCCGAGUGGGUGAAGCGGCACCCGGGCGGCGAGGUAGCCAUCGCCAACGUCGCCGACGCAUUCAUAGCCUACCACCCGGGUACGGCGUGGAAGAAUCUCGACCCGCUCUUCACCGGCUACCACCUCGAGGACUAUGCCGUCUCCGACGUUUCCAAGGACUACUACCGCCUCGCCGCCGAGUUCUCCAAGCUCGGCCUCUUCGACAAGAAAGGGCAUGUCGCCGUGGCGGCCCUGUUCUCGCUGGUGAUCUGCAACAUAUCCCGGUGUUCGCCGAGGGCCAACGAUUGGUUCGAGAAGCAGACGAGGGGGACGGUCGACAUCUCGUGCCCGUCGUGGAUGGAUUGGUUCCACGGCGGGUUGCAGUUCCAGCUGGAGCACCAUCUGUUCCCCAGGCUGCCAAGGUGCCAACUGAGGAAAGUUUCGCUGCUGGUUCAAGAUCUGUGCAAGAAGCAGAACCUGCCGUACCGGAGCUACUCGUUCGUCGAGGCGAACGUGUGGACGAUCAAGACGUUGAGGGCGGUGGCGGUGCAGGUGAGGGACCUGGCGAAUCCUGUGCCCAAGAACAUGGUGUGGGAAGCUGUUCAUACUCACGGUUGA
Messenger RNA from Linum trigynum, 696 nucleotides. NCBI's taxonomy places the organism in Eukaryota, Viridiplantae, Streptophyta, Magnoliopsida, Malpighiales, Linaceae. The record is from the annotation of a GenBank genome assembly.